Molecule: messenger RNA, 1618 nt
Organism: Xiphophorus maculatus (southern platyfish)
Lineage: Eukaryota; Metazoa; Chordata; Actinopteri; Cyprinodontiformes; Poeciliidae
Product: potassium channel subfamily K member 16-like
Exons: 5
Coding region: 1-876 (291 amino acids)
Biological process (GO): stabilization of membrane potential; potassium ion transmembrane transport
Cellular component (GO): membrane
Molecular function (GO): potassium ion leak channel activity
Source: RefSeq, a predicted model, not a curated record
AUGGCGUGCUUUCAUCUGGCUCGGGUCAAAGUGAACUGGACAGCACUUUUAAUUUUGGCCCACUUCACAUACCUGCUGAUCGGGGCCAUCAUCUUCCAGAUUCUGGAAAGAGAAGCCGAGAGCAACAACAGAAACCACUUCCAGCUAGAGAAACUACAUUUUCUGGCUAAUUACACCUGCUUGGAUGGUCCUGCCUUGGAGAAGUUUGUCCAGGUGAUUUUAUAUGCCUGGGAAAAGGGAGUGAACCCCUCAGGCAACUCAACCAACCCCAGUAACUGGGAUUUCAGCAGCUCCUUCUUUUUUGCAGGCACAGUCGUCACAACCAUUGGUUACGGAAACCUCUCCCCGAGCACUGUGUCCGGUCAGGUGUUUUGUGUGUUUUAUGCACUCUGUGGUAUUCCUCUGAACCUGGCUUUCCUGAAACAAAUGGGCAAGUGUCUGACCAUUCAUCUGGGUCGACUAGAGACAGGAAUGGUGGCGGUUGUUCCUCACAAGAAAGCCGUGGAAGCCCUGGCAGUCAGUUUGUUCUUCAUCACCGGCAGCAUGCUGUUUCUCGUCAUCCCUCCUCUUCUGUUCAGUUAUGUGGAAAGCUGGACGUUUGGAGAGGCCUUCUACUUUGCCUUCAUUACCCUCAGCACCAUUGGUUUUGGAGAUUAUGUAGUAGGCACCGACCCAGGGAAGGAGUACAUCUCCCUGUACCGCUGCCUUGCAGGCAUUUGGAUCAUCUUCGCGCUUGCUUGGCUCGCGCUUAUCCUCAACAUGGGAGUGAGGAUCAUGGAGAACCUGGUUAUCCUGACUCACCCAGGUUUUAAGAAGCAUGAAGAAGAGGAUGAGGACGUUUCCUCCAGUAAAUUAGAAGUCACAUCAAAGAUCUGACAAUGGACUUUAAAAUUCUUUCAAGUAAUAUUAUUCUGCUGGUUAAUACUUUAUUUAAUCCUUUUUUCUCUCUCUCUCUAAUAUCUCUCUUAAUACAAGACGAGGCAACAACAGUUUUAAUACAUACAUAUAUUGGGGAUAUAUUGUGUUCUACCUCAGUGUGAAAGCCUGCUUGAUCAGGAAUCAUCUGUUUUUUCCAUUCUAUGAUUGGUGUUUAUCUUUUCCUUGUUCUCUUCUGAUUCCCACCCGUAUGAUUAGAUGUUCAAACAGGAAGCUCAUAUCUGGGCUGUUAUUUCACGACACCCUGUCACAUGGCGUGUGGGGGUGUGCGUGGGGCGGUGUGUGUGCGUGUGUUUUGUGUGUGUUCAUUGAUGUCAGUCCACAUCUGUGCUUGUGUGCUGACGGGAGACUCUAGUGACUUGAGCACGGACGGCUAUCUUAAACCAACACAUUAAUCAAGAUGGUGAUGCGAGGUGGAAAAAAGAGGAUGGCCCUCACCUGACACUGCCUUAUGUUUUUCAGAAGACAAAAUUAAAAACACCAAAUACGCAUAUCUGACAUUCAUUCAAGAUGCCGUGCAAAGGAGCUCAUACAUCUGGACUUUUUCCACAAUUUGUCACGUUGCAAUCACAAAUUUUUAUGUUUUUGUUCCUAUUGUAUUUGACCAACAUUAAAGUAUUGCACAAUGAUGGAGUGGAAGGAAGAGGAUGUAGGGUUUAUUAGCAAUAAAAAUCUUAAAUAU